Molecule: messenger RNA, 1187 nt
Organism: Hydractinia symbiolongicarpus
Lineage: Eukaryota; Metazoa; Cnidaria; Hydrozoa; Anthoathecata; Hydractiniidae
Exons: 4
Coding region: 157-834 (225 amino acids)
Source: RefSeq, a predicted model, not a curated record
CGGUUCUGUUGGAAGCAAAUAUUUGCACGUUUAUCAAAUAAUUUUUUUUGCUCUUACUCAUUGCGAAUAUCAUAUUUUGCGAAACUCAAAUUACAAAAAUAACAUUUAGUUUAAAGAAUUUUUUGCAUCAAAGGUUAAAUAAUUUUCGCCAUUCAAAUGGGAAACAACGCUAGGAUUUUUCUUCUUCUUCUUCUUCUGCAAGUUAAAAGUAUUUUUGCUGCUCCAAAUCAUUUUCACAUUGCAAUCAACGUAAAUACAACGUGGGUCGAUCUAUGCCCGAGUAUGGAUAUAUUUCGGAACGGAUUUUCACAUCUAAUAAAACAGGAUUACAACAAUAUCGUUUUUGCUAAUGAAAAAGAAAUGUGUGCUGAUGCAAAACAAAAUACGGAACAAGUAACUUUGGAUUACUUUGCGAUAACAAAAGGUGCUAAAGGCGCAACGCUGGAUAUCAAAGCGACACUGGCGGCAGAGAAAAAACUGUAUAAGGGCGCAUUGAUUGGGCGUUAUACGAUCCUGUCGUUCACGAUGAAAAAUACCUCAGGUGUUGAAAAAGUUAUCUACUCCACAAAGACAAUUCUUAUUGUUAUUGGUAUUGUUCUGUUGGUUUAUUUGAUUGGUCAUUUACUUAUUCUUAGUAUGAAGUCCUACAGUACGCGUACAGACUCAAAAGAACGGCCGUUGUCAUUUAUACUAGCAGCAGAGAAUGUUUAUUUCACAACAGAGGACGGCCCGCUUAGCUCAAAGAAAGCUGAUAAACAUAGACUGAUCUCAACUUCACGAAAAUCUGUUCUAAGCAAAACAAAAGGAUAUGUUGUGAACACUACGCAUAAGUAGCCACUAUAUGGGUGGUAAAAGGUGUUACCAAGCUAAAAUGGAAUGGAUUGGAGACGAAGUAGCUGACUUGGCGCGCCUAUAGAAUUGAAAUCAAAAUAUCUAAUUUUGCGCACACUUAGGCGAUAAAAUGUUAUUAUGAUGACGGCAUGACGAAAUGGUUGCGACCACCCUUAAAUCCUCUAUCAAGAUUGCCGCUUAUUUUUAAAAAGUAAAUUUUAGGACACUUCUGAUAUUUUUUCUCUUUAUUUUCAAACGUGGUUGGUUCCCAUAACCUGAACGAAAAAUAAUUUUUAUAAGAUAUUUUUUGUUAAACUUUGUAUGAGUUCUUCGAAGGAGUAUGUUUAUUUUCAGGA